UUGAUACACGCACGUAGACCCAGUCCCGCGAGGUAUAUAAAUAGGACAUGUUUAGCUGCAAUUAAUUUAAAAACAUCUCGCGUGGAAGAGAUGAACAACCAAGAGUACUUAAUAAGCAAAUUCGUUACUUAAAGAUAUAAUUCAAGAUGAUUGAAGGGUACGGGGCAGUGACCCAAGCCCUUCUGGGGACUCUCUUGACGUGGGGACUCACAGCAGCCGGCGCUUCUUUAGUAUUUUUUGUACGAGGAAAACAGAGAAAACUUCUUGAUGUUUCACUUGGUUUUGCCGCUGGUGUUAUGACUGCGGCAUCAUACUGGUCACUCUUGGACCCAGCAAUAACACUUUGUGAGAAACAAGGGAUAUAUGGCAAAUAUUCUUUCCUGCCUGUUGCUGCGGGAUUCCUGCUUGGAGCUGUAUUUGUAUUUGGAACUGAUGUAUUCUUAGACUAUUUGGGACUCAAUUCAGCCAAUAUGAUGAUGUCCAUAACAAAAACUAAAGAGGGCAAAGAGAAAAUAGAAGACUUGGAAAUGAUGACGGCGCUGAACCGGCCGCCGGUGCCAACGAGCGUGGUCACGCUGGACCCCGUGCAGCCGGCCGACUUCGCGGACUGCAUCAACAGCCAGCACUCGGCGCAGCGCCGGCGGCACCACCACUCGCAGCACUCGCUCUCGAAACCCACAGAGAACGGCGAGGGUGACCGCCGCGACAGCCUCCAGCGGUCGCUGGAAGCGCGACAGUCGCAGUGGAAACGCAUCAUGUUGCUGGUGGUCGCCAUCACCGUCCACAACAUUCCUGAAGGCCUUGCCGUCGGCGUGUCCUUCGGCGCGGCGGCGACCAGCGAUGACGUCGCCAAUUCCUUCCAUGUCGCCAGGACACUAGCCCUGGGCAUCGGCAUCCAGAACUUUCCAGAGGGCUUGGCGGUUAGUUUGCCACUUCAAGCUGCGGGAUUCUCCACUUGGAGGGCGUUUUGGUAUGGCCAGUUGUCUGGCAUGGUGGAGCCAGUGUUCGGCGUGCUGGGAGCGGUGGCGGUGGCGGCGGCGGAGCCCGCGCUGCCCUACGCGCUGGCCUUCGCCGCCGGCGCGAUGAUAUACGUCGUCGCCGACGACAUCAUCCCCGAAGCCAAUGCCUCAGGCAACGGCAAGCUGGCAACGUGGGGCUGCAUCGCCGGCUUCAUGGUGAUGAUGUGCCUGGACGUGGGGCUCGGCUAAACGCCCGCGACUACCCUUCGUGUCUUCUCACCGCGACCACGGCUCCCAGAUAACAAUCACUGUAGAGCGCAAGACAAACUGAAACCAGAGCAGAAACAAAGUAUUUAAAGAAGUCUAAUAUGGAACCAUAGGUAACUAUUUUCUAAUGUUUAAUGUUGGUGAUAUGAGUACUGAAAUGGCAUACGAUUAUUUAUUUUUUGGUCUAUCUUGCGCUCUAUAAUUGCAACUGCAGAUGCCCCCAAUAUUUGUGCACCUAAUAAAUUGGGCCUGAGUUGGUUCAUAUAACCGGGCCUUGCAUUGCUAAAAGAUUAGUUCAAUGUCAGUGAUAUUUUUUCUAUGGUAUUUAACUAGGUAUAUCCUGUGCUCAUUUUCUUACAAAAAACUACUAUAGUUGUCUGCCCCUUAUCUUCUCACCUUCGUAACCACUUUUUCAGGAACUAAUUUCAAUUAUGGCUGCCUGUCUGUGUCCAUUUAAUAUUAGCUUAAAUUACCUGAAUAAGUAUAAAGUAAAUAUGAAUUUCCUUAAAUCCUUAAAACAAUUUUAGACCAUUUAUGUGAUUGUAAUAUUUACUAAAUUCCAAAUAAAAAGCCGAAAAUGUAGUUUAGUAAAAUAUUCAGUAGGUACACCUAAUAAUUAUUGUAUAUAUGACCUAAUAACAUAUGAUGAUGAUGAAAUAUGCACAUAUGCAUCUUGGGGGGGCUAUUGUUCCGAAUGUUAUUUAUUUAAUUAAAACGCAUCAUCUUAUUAUAUUACUUAAAGUAUUCAAAGUUGCCAUUGUCAACUAUUUAUUACGUGGAUGUAAUUUUUUUCGGUUAACGAAAUACCUACAAAAGUAAAUGCAAUAAUACGAUAUUCCUUGUAAAUAUGUACGAUAAAAUAAUGGUAACUAAUUAAGGUACUGCCAACAAUUGAUAUCAAUCAAUAAAUGUAAAUUUAAUAAUUCAUUUA
Cydia splendana is the source of this 2157-nucleotide messenger RNA. It is a transcript of the gene Zip48C, whose product is annotated as zinc transporter ZIP11. Gene Ontology annotation, cellular component: membrane. Gene Ontology annotation, biological process: zinc ion transmembrane transport. The record is from RefSeq and is a predicted model, not a curated record. Gene Ontology annotation, molecular function: zinc ion transmembrane transporter activity. Bases 147 to 1208 code for a protein of 353 amino acids. The transcript has 7 exons. NCBI's taxonomy places the organism in Eukaryota, Metazoa, Arthropoda, Insecta, Lepidoptera, Tortricidae.